Molecule: messenger RNA, 2163 nt
Organism: Oncorhynchus nerka (sockeye salmon)
Lineage: Eukaryota; Metazoa; Chordata; Actinopteri; Salmoniformes; Salmonidae
Product: E3 SUMO-protein ligase ZBED1-like
Exons: 2
Coding region: 114-1913 (599 amino acids)
Molecular function (GO): DNA binding; protein dimerization activity
Source: RefSeq, a predicted model, not a curated record
CCCGUUGAAAAUGAAUGGGGGCGGCACUUUGUCUCUGGCGAAUUUGGAAGCGGUGUAAACCCUACCAGUACAUACCGUAGCUUCUUCAUACUCUUAUUAGGCCAAAUUAAGACAUGUCGAAAAGGUCUGUAGUAUGGCAGCAUUUCAUAGUAGUAAUGGAUGACGCCAAAAAAGUGGAAUGCAAACUCUGCAAACAGCGGUUUGCUUACCAUAGUUCGACAACGAAUAUGACAUAUCACUUGAAAACAGCGCAUCCCCAGUACAGCACGAGCGCCUCCACUGCUAGCUCAGGUUUAACCCAAACCACCUUGGACCAGAAUUCCCCAAUCUCAGAAAAAAGAAAGAGAGAGAUAACGGAUGGUAUCGUGGACUUCAUUGCCUUGGACAUGAGGCCUGUUAACCUGAUAGAGGGCGUGGGAUUUAAGGAUAUGAUGAAAAUCUUGGAGCCUGGUUACACUGUUCCCAAGAGAGAGACUGUUAUGCAUGCUCUGACAGCGAAAUAUGAGACCACGAAAGAGAAGGUUUUGGAGUCUAUCAAAAACAGCCAGGCAGUAAGUUUUACAACCGACAUGUGGACCUCACUGAGGAUGGAGUCAUACAUGACCGUAACUGCCCAUUUCAUUACGGAGGCCUGGGGACUGCAGUGUCUUGUGCUGGAGACAAAGCAAAUGGAGGAGAAUCACACCGCCGCCACCAUUGCGCAGAGACUUGGAGAAGUGGCCGACAAAUACGAAAUCCCAGGAUGUAAAAGGGUCGCUGUGGUACACGACAACGCCGCAAAUAUGAUUUUGUGUGCAGAUAUACUGGGGCGGGAGGAGAAAUGGGCAGGCGUUAAAGGAAUCAGAUGUGCUGGACACACCUUACAGCUGUGCAUCAACGCCACUCUCAAUCAAGACCACAUCUGUCGCACUGUGGUUGCAGCCAGACUCCUUGUGGCUCAUUUUAAGAAGCGAACAAAAGCCAGAAAGGGACUAAAGGAGAAACAAAAAGAACAAAAGGUGGUUGAACAUGUCCUGAUCCAAGACGUUUCCAUGCGGUGGAAUUCUUCUCAGACCAUGUUAGCGCGUCUGAUAGAACAGAGAUGGCCUGUAACAGCAGUGCUCUCCGACCCCAACUACACUGGAGAAAAUGAACGCAACCUUGAUCUCACCCCAGCGCAAUGGAACAUGGCAGAGGACAUUUCAAAUGUGCUGAAGCCCAUUGUCACCCUGACUGAGCUGCAGUCCGAGGAGGAAAAUGCAUCCUUAUCUGCAACCAUACCCAUGUUGGCCAACCUCAAACGCCGUCACUUGGCACCAGUGGAGGACGACAGCCCCACCACUAAGAGUCUUAAAACAAGGCUGGUGGAGGAAUCUGACAACAGAUGGCAGCUCAAAGACCGACUAUUUGAGAGUAGUAUAUACGUCCAAGCAGCAGUCGUAGACCCCCGCUUCAAGCUGCUUUCGUUCCUUGACGAUGCAAAACGGGACGUAGCCUACAUCAACGUGUCCCAGCUGGCCGACCGGUUGAGCGCUGAGGGAGACCGAGACAGCUCUACACCCACAGAUGAAGAGGUACCCGCACCAAAAAGAAAAAAAACAGAUAAGGAGCGAGAGAUUGAUAUGCUAAUGUGUGGAGAUGAGGGAGAGAAAGAGUUUCCGGGGGAUAGCAAAAAAGAAGUUAAGUAUUAUCUCCAAGAUAGAACGAAAGUCGACGCUGGACCACUAGCUUGGUGGGGGAAAAAUGAGGACAGGUAUCCGAGGCUGGCCAGAGCAGCGAAAUACCUCCUCUCGAUUCCGGCAACCUCUACUCCAUCAGAGCGGAUAUUUUCCAAGGCAGGGUUUAUAUUCAAUAAAACGAGGAGCUGCCUUCUGCCCGAAAAUGUUGACAAGCUGGUGUUCCUGUCGCAUAACUUGAAAAGAUUGGGGAAGUAGGCUAUUAAACGACAGCCCAGGUCUAUGUGAGUAAGUAGGCUAGUCCGAUACAGUUGACAGAUGGAGAAGAAACUAUUAUGCUAAAUGUUUGGAAUAGCCCAUGCUUAUUUUUGUAGCCUAUGCAAGCCAUUUUAUAUGUUCAGCAUUACAGUUUAAGCUAAUGUUGAUACCAUUUGGGGCUACACCUUGCUCUUUAUUUUGUUAUUCAUGUAUUUAAUUAAUAAUUAAACAUUUACUGUUUAAUGUUCAA